Triticum turgidum subsp. durum (durum wheat) is the source of this 1344-nucleotide messenger RNA. NCBI's taxonomy places the organism in Eukaryota, Viridiplantae, Streptophyta, Magnoliopsida, Poales, Poaceae. The record is from the annotation of a GenBank genome assembly.
AUGCCCUGCACCUCAAGCAAAGUGGCGCCCCGGCCCUCCUCUAAUGCCCCGCCCACUACCGGCCACAGCCUCCUCCUCCUCUUCCUCCUCCAGUCGCCACCACGUGCGCUGCCUGCCACCUGCUCCCCGCCUCGCCGGAAGACCAUGGCGGUGACUCCGCGCGGCCGGCCGGACUCCAGCCUCGGCCACCGCCGGCCGGUCCUCCUGCUCCUCCUCUUCUUCUGCCUCCUCGCCUUCUUCCCCCGCCGCGUCGCGGCUUUCCACUCAUUCGUGGGGACGUACGGGGUGAACUACGGCCGGAUCGCCGACAACCUGCCGCCGCCGACGGAGGUGGUGAAGCUGCUCCAGAUGGCGCGGAUCAAGAACGUCCGCAUCUUCGACUCGGACCACACCGUGCUGGACGCGUUCCGCAACUCCGGGCUCAACCUCGCCAUCGCCAUCCCGAACGGCCUCGUCAAGGACAUCUCCGCCACCCCGAGCAAGGCCAUGGACUGGGUGAACGAGAACGUGCGGCCCUACUACCCGUCCACGCGCAUCGUGGCCAUCAUCGUGGGCAAUGAGAUCCUGGGCGGGCAGGACACGGGGCUCGCCGAGGCGCUCUUCGGCGCCGUCGUCAACAUCCACGACGCGCUCCGCGCGAUGCGCCUGUCCGGCAGGAUCGAGGUGAACACGCCGCACUCGGAGGCGGUGUUUGGCACCUCGUACCCGCCCUCCGCCGGCACGUUCCGGCCCGACCUCAUGCCGUACCUGAAGCCGCUCCUGGACUUCUUCUCCAAGACGGGCGCGCCCUUCUACGUGAACGCGUACCCGUUCCUGGCCUACAUGAGCGACCCGGAGCACAUCGACGUGAACUACGCGCUGAUGAAGCCCAACGCCGGCAUCCUGGACCAGAAGACCAACCUCCACUACGACAACAUGUUCGAGGCCCAGAUCGACGCCACCUACGCCGCGCUGGAGGCCGCCGGGUACAGCGACAUGGAGGUGCGCGUGUCGGAGACCGGCUGGGCGUCCGCCGGCGAUGCCACGGAGCCCGGCGCCACGCUGGAGAACGCCCGGACCUACAACUUCAACCUGCGGAAGCGGCUGUUCCUGAGGAAGGGAACGCCCUACAGGCCCAAGAGGGUGGUCAAGGCCUUCAUCUUCGCGCUCUUCAACGAGGACCUCAAGACCGGCCCCGGGAGCGAGCGCCACUUCGGGCUCUUCAAGCCCGACGGCAGCGUCUCCCUCGACCUCGGCUUCAAGGGCCUCACCUCGUCGUCCUCCUCCAUCAAGGGGUGGAAGAUCGCGCGGUACUCGGCGACGCUCCUGUCAUCUACAUUCAUUUUCCUAGCAUUAUCGACCUGA